AUGGCCAACGUUCGCGACCUGCACAUCAUUGUCAUCGGCGCGGGCAUGGGUGGCCUGGGCACUGCCCUGGCUUUUGCAAAGAAGGGCUUCAAGCACAUCGAUGUGUUUGAAACUGCAGCAGAUCUGGGUUUUGUCGGCGCUGGCAUCCAGAUGCCCCCAAAUAUGACCCGUGUGUUGGAUCGUCUUGGUUGCUGGCAAGACAUCUUCAAGGAGGCGACCAACGUGAAGGGCACCAGCAUCAGGCAGGGAAGCACAAAUCUUGAACUGUCCCACGUCGAGAUGCCCGAUAUCGAGCAAAAGUAUGGCUACCCCCACUGCACGGGGCACCGCUCAUCACUCGCCGGCGGCAUGUACAAGGCGUGUCUGAAGGAGAGCGCCAUCAAAUUCCACUUCUCGACACGGCUGGUCAAGGUCAACUCGUUCAAGCCCAAGGUGAGCAUCACGGUCCAGCCAAAAGACGGCGAUGAGUAUACGGUUGAGGGCGAUAUUAUGCUUGCAUCGGACGGUAUCAAGUCUGUGACACGCACACAAAUGCUCGCCGAGCUCGGUCUGCACUCCGAGGAAGAAGACACCGGCCAAGCCGCCUACCGCAUCAUGCUGAAGCGUUCCGAAAUGGAGCACGACCCGGAGAUGAAAGCACUGAUCGACAGCGACGAGGUCGUGCGCUGGGUGGGCGAGCGCCGGCAUCUCAUCGCAUACCCGGUCAGCAACAAGCAGAUCUAUAACAUCUCGACGGCCCAGCCCGACGUCAAUUUCGCCAAGGCUACUAACGCUACCUACACGACCCGCGGCUCCAAAACGGCCAUGCUCAAAGUCUUUGAAGACUUCUGUCCACUCGUCCACCGCAUGCUGGACCUGGUGCCGGACGGCGAGGUGUGCGAGUGGAAGCUACGCGUGCACAAGCCAUUGCCAACCUGGGUGCACGGGUGUGUUGCGCUGUUGGGCGACGCCUGCCACCCGACGCUGCCGCACCUUAGCCAGGGCGCGGCGAUGGCGAUUGAGGACGGCGCUGUUCUGGCCGAGGUGGUGGCCAAGAUCCCCGCCGACAAGAUCCACGACGCAGAGGUGAUCACCAAGACGCUCAAGACAUACGAGCUGCUGCGCAAGCCGCACUGCACGGCACUCGUCGACCUGGCGACACUGUCAGGUCGCAUCCUACACCUGGGCGAAGGCAAGGCAAGAGAGGAGCGUGACCGGCUGUUCCGCGAGAACGGCAAGCAUGGCGUCGUGCCCGACAAGUGGGCCAGCCCGGACGUGCAGCAGAUGAUUUACUCCCAUGACUGCGUCAAGGAUGCCAACGAGCGGUUUGAUGCCAUUUACGCCACGUUGUGA
This is a messenger RNA of Thermochaetoides thermophila DSM 1495, 1332 nucleotides long. RefSeq lists its product as uncharacterized. The transcript is spliced from 3 exons. NCBI's taxonomy places the organism in Eukaryota, Fungi, Ascomycota, Sordariomycetes, Sordariales, Chaetomiaceae. The record is from RefSeq and is a predicted model, not a curated record. The coding region runs from base 1 to 1332 and encodes 443 amino acids. Gene Ontology annotation, biological process: secondary metabolite biosynthetic process. Gene Ontology annotation, molecular function: monooxygenase activity; FAD binding.